UCAGAUCAUAGUUAAAAUGUUUAAACGCGUGUGGCAUAUAUUUUUAGCCUUAUUAAGAAAUCAAGGCUCCCGGAGUGCAAAUAUAAUAGUGACUAGUGGUAUUGUAAGAGAUGCAGCAUCUCAGCAUUCAUGCUCAUGGCCUCGGUUUUAAUAGUCUCGUAGGAUGAAGUGGGUUGUGAUAACCCGCAGAUAAACUGAGAACUCACUGGAUAUAGUGGAUAAACUUGAACGUCAACAAUACGUGCAGUGUUUAUUGUUACCGUGACCGUAAAGGUGAUGUGGAACGUAGUGUUAGUUCUACAUAAAAUAUGCUUAAAGUUCGUACUACGUUAUCAUAAUAAAGACAGAUUAAAGAGAACAGUGUUAAAGUUGAACCUUGGGAGGAGAAAGAAAAAGCCUUGAGCGUUAAUAGGUACAAUAGAUAAGAAAAUCUCGUGAUCAAAGAAGAUGAUCGGGUUUGUGUUGUGUGUUGUAGCAAAGAUAAUAGACUUGGCGAUAAGUGCUUAUUCGGGGGAGGAUGUGGGACGCUAUGAGUUUUUACACAGAAAGCGCAGGCGGAGGAAAUCUAGCAAAGGGCCACCGCCACGGCUGGGGCUGAAGGCGGCGAGCCCCGGCGUCACCGACGAGGACUGCAACAGCAACACCAGCCUCGCCGGAAGCCUCCACUCGACGCACGAUGAGCUCGACGCUCACUGCGAUAACUCCGGAUACUUAUGGCUCCUGGAUUACAAUCCGAUGUUUCGAGACGGUUCGUGCCACCACAUCUCAGUACUGUCCUCGGUAUCCGCAUCCUACAAGGGCAUAAGUGACCUUACAUCUCGCUUCGAGUUCGCUUCACGAUACAAAGACAUCGCCCGGGAUCUGGACGCCAACCUCGCUGAAGCUGAUAUGGAGAGCUUCAAGACUGAAGACAUUCACGCUCUCUUGAUGACCGCCGACUUGCCACACGACGCUAUUAUUGAUGAUAUAACACACGACAGUAACCCCCAAGGCGAGAUGUUUGCGAGCAUAUCAAGCUCUAUACUGGAAAAGUUUCGGUUCGACAGUUCAAUGAGUGGCAGUAGUUUGCAGGGUGAAGAAUCUGUCGGUUCCAUCAAUACAAUGUCGAUAUGUAAAUCGGAGCUGUUGUUCUCUCCGGUGAAAGAAGGCGCGCACGGAGUUCACUUCAGCGUGGAUAGUCUUGACUGUGAGCUGCCUACUGAACAAGAUCUCAUUCUCACCUGUCAAGCGAAUAAGGACAACUACACCAUCGCCUUUGAGGGCAGUCUCACCAUUUACUCCGAGGACAGUGAGUGCGCAGAACCCGCCGUCAAUCAAAAACAUGACAAACUGGUUAAGAAGGAUUUUAAUAUAGCUUUAGAUAGUGAUGAACGAACGCGCAGGAAUAUAGAAUUAUUAGAGAGGUGUAAGAAAUUAACAAAUAAGCUAACAACGUCUAUGGCAAGAAGUGAUUUAGGAUUAACUACCUGGAGUAAGCUUAAGAAGCAGAACAGUCAAUCGCCUUUACAGAGGCAUCCAUCUGGAAAUAACAAUGAAAACUCAAAUGAAGCAGCUGAUACAACAAAUGAAAUGAAUAACUCAGUAAUCAAAAGUCAAAGCUUACCAAACUUAUACAGAAGGAAACUGCUGAGCAGUUCCAUCAAUUCUGCAGCCUUAAGCAACUCAACGGUCGACUCUUUUACAGCCAACCAAAGGCUAAUUGGAACACCGACAUAUAUGAAAGUUUACGAUGUUUCACAAAAUCGUUCUUCACUUGGGAGUCAACAUUCGGAGCCCAUGAGCACAUCUUCAACAGAUAACCAAACGUCUUCUGAUAAAAGCCAAACAAAACAAUCUUUCAAUUUAGUAAAACUGUUUAUGAAACAGAAAAGUAUGAGUAAUGAUGGUAUAGUAGGGAUGGAUCAAAUAGAUCGAUCGGAAUGCUGGCCGUCUAGUUCAGGUGGGGAAAGCGGAGAGUCAAUGGGGGAGCAAAAGACAGGCAUUUUUAAAAGUACUCAUGCUGAGAGACCUCAAGUCGAAUUACCAAUCGAGGCUCUUGAGGAACCAUCAUUAGGGGUUUAUGAAGAAAUUCGACCAACAAACCCAUUUAAUAGAGUUUAUGACGAAGUGUUAAUAGAAGAAGAAGAAAUUGAAGGAUAUAGGGCAAGUGAUAACGAAUCCAAUUUAUAUGCUGUAGUAAAUAAACCUCACCUUAAAAGAGCGAACUUGAAUAUAACUAAUAGUCCUUCUAAAGGAAGAAACAGUAGAAGAUCAUGUUCCUCACAAUCCUCGGCUACGAGUGUUAGUAUUUCUAGUUGUUCUGAGUCUGAUGGUACCCAAAUAACAAGAAUCAAUAGGGUAUUACAAAGAGAACCAAGUGAUAAUAAAGCUACUUCUACGCAUCUUGAAGCCGAAACGCUAGACAAAAGUAUGCAAACAUCAAUGCUUCAAGCUUCAUCCAUGUCACAUGACCGAGAAAUAUAUAAGAUCGUAGAAGCUUCAUUCCUUGAAAAACUAAAAGAGGGUGGUUGUGAGAAACCAGUUUUUGUUUUGUAUCCUAAUUACACUUUACCAGACAUAAGCUUUUUGAAUGGCAGACCAAAUAUCUACUUGAGUCCAGUGAAAGUAAACAUAUCCCCAAAAUCAAAUGAUACUAGACGAAAUAGAAUGCAAGUAAAAGGUAAACGACCUUUUUCAUGCAACGAUGUAGAAAUGCUUAAGAAAAAAGGUCUGGGCCACAUCAAAGAUUGGGAUUCUCUGAAUUUUUUGUUGCCUCUGGAAUGCAAGCAGCUGCUCUCAGAAAUGCCUGAAUUGAUGCAGCAUAUGAAGGAGAAAGAGCUAUCGAAUAAAUGUGAUAAAUAUUGUAAUGUAUCACCUGCGUCAAAACAGAGGAAUAGGCCAAUGAGUUGUGAUUGUAAUAAUCUAGCCAACACUACAGCCGUUUCCUCAAGUUCAAGUACAGCCACUCAACCAUCCUCAGGAUAUCGAGGAUCAUCGACAAUGUUAACUGAUGAAUCAGCUCAGAAUAGUCCAGCUCCUACAGGGAACUUUAAUCCAUUGUUUGUAUACCGCUAUGAUAGUGCUACAAGUUCGGAAGCUAGUUGUGCCAAUAUCGAAGGCCAAAGAAUAAAUCCUUCGAUACCAAAAAGGUCACUAUCACUUGCCGAUCAAAAUAGAAUAGCGAAACAAGGAGAACUUGCUCCUCCAAGACCACCUUUACCUAAGAGUAUUUUACGUAAAUCCAUGGAUAAAACACGCAAAUCCACCGCACACACAAAACGAUACAGCAUGUUUGAACUAGACGAUAUUAUACAAGACCCAAUAGUGUGUGCCACAGCAGCUGUGGAACAUAAAACUAAAAGAAGAUCGCUUCAAGAGCCCUAUUAUCUUCAAAAUCAAACAAAUUUCGACUAUAGAAAAAAUAAUGAUUUGGCUGCCAAGAGACUAUCUCAGCAAUUCUUAGAUGCGGCUGAAAAGGACGCAGACUAUAACGAGUAUUACCAAGAUGAAGGAGUUGGAACUGAAAGUAGCCUUGAAUCAGGAAAAUCGAAUGAAAUUAAGUUUCACAGACCGCAUACGCCUCCACUUCCUAAACCAAGAACGAAGAAAAUUGAGUACAUUGAUUUUCCACCACCCGGCGCACUCAUAAGCAGCGCCGAUUUACAACAGCUAGAAGAAUUUCUUAAGCAAAGUGGCAUCAACUGCCAAAACAUGGAUGAAUGGGAUCAAAAUCAAGUCCAAAAGGUAAGAAGUCAGGUUACCAAAUUUCUUCAAAUGAAGCGUUCCCAAGAAGAAAAUCAAAGGUCGACGGAUUCAAGUAGCAGUAGUUGCAACAGCAAGAAAUCUGUCAGCUUUGCACAAAAGCCAGACGCUAAAGCUGAUGUACAACAAAGUCAGACAAAGCCCGUAGAUGAACUGAAGGUAGCAAGUCUUGCUACACCGCCUAACUCGCCGAAUAUCUCUGCUAUGGUAGCACAAAGACACUAUCAGGGCAAAAACUUAGCUGAGAUACCUAUUUGUGAAGAAGGGGAAGUAAGUCCUGAUGAAUUUUUAAGUCCAACAACACAUCACGAAGGAAGGCAAAAAUACGACCUAAUAGAUGUCUCCCAAAAAAGAGCUUUAGUAUCUAACGUGACAGAUGCUGUUGAAAUGUUGAUACAGCACUUUUCCCCGGCAACGGAUCAGGCAGAACUUGCUUUCUUAGGCGAUUCAAAACAAUCUCCGGCUUGCGCUAAGAUUGCCCUGAAUGCUUUGUGCCCAGCAUUAUACGCCAUAUUCAGAGAUGGUUUAAAAGAAAACAUCGAAACUUCUUUUGGAGCUGUCAAUAACUCAGUCUGGCAAAUGGUAGAAGCGACAGCCAGACAAGGUCCCAUCACUAAGUCCCUUAAUGAACUGGUUUUAAGAAUAAACAGCGAAGACGCAGUUACGGAAGGUCUGGUUAAAUUUAACGCAUUUAUUUUAGGUCUAUUAAACGCACAAUCUGUAGACGCCUGGGUUUCGUACGUACGGACGCGGGAGUCAAUACUUGAAAAGCACUACGACCCUGAUUCUCUUAUCUUAGCGGGUUGUGUAGGCGAAUCACGAUGUAGAGCGCUAUUGGAUACAUUGCUGGCCAGCCUCGAGCCACUCAGAUUGCUGCCGUUUUCCCUUGAUCUCAUGUUUGAAAUGCGCGAACUACACCGAAGCUUCAAGAGGAUCGAGAACGACAUGAGAGCUGCUAGUCGGCCCACUACGAUUAACACCCCGCCACUAACACUGAACCAGAGAAACCUGCUGAAGUUGGUCCGCUCCAUGCAGUCCAGCGCCGUGUCGAGUGACGACUGUCAGACCAGUGUCAUCAUGCGACACAGAGAGCCCAGAAACAAGGAGCCAUCCACGCCAGACUUGUUGAACGAUUCGGCUAAUGUUAAGACUACGAUUGAAAAAAAUAGGCCGAGGUCUUGCGUUAACCCAUCCGCCAUAGGCUACGACGUAUGCCCCAGUAACAGUAGGAUUGACUUAGAGAAUAAUAGAAGAUGGUCGGGGGUACAUCUUGGCUCCAAAUUAAUGCAAGCCUUUGACAGAUUGGUAUUCGACGACAGUGAUGAUUAUACUGAUAGUCUAGAAAACCAUAAGCCUCCCGCUAGAGCGCCCGGCAAUGACACGAAGCUGGACACAAGCGGCGAGGAGCAGUGGCGGCCCGGCUCAGCCAACAGCAGCGCGAGCGGGAACACAGGCACUGGCAGCAACAACUCUGGCGGCAAGUUCAGGCGGUUGCAGCUCAAAUGGGAAAUGCUGAGCACCGCAGAAAGCCCCGGCACGCCAUCUGGAGAAACGUCGCCAGCUACAGCUCGAGGAUCCAAGAUUCCGCGGCCGGUGUCGUCGCCCGUGCGGCCGCAGGCGCCAGCGAUACAGUCGCCCGCCAAAAACGCACAUCGGGGCAUUCCAGUACCGGUGCGUAAAGGGUCGUCGCCCACUACGUCGACGCCACGGCCCAACACGGCGAGAACUGCUGCGGCGGCUAAGAAACCACCGCAACCCGCUAAUAGAGUUAUACCCGAGAAGUCGACGAGAAAACCUGCGGACAAAACUAGAGUCGCAAAUGUUGGUGCUAAAAAAACAAACAGUUCUAAGAAGUCACCGGCGUCUCGCGUGGAUGGUGCAUGUGGGGGUGGCGCGCCGCGGCCCGCGUCGCUGCCGUACGGACGCGCCGCGCCGCCUCCCGCGCCGCGCCGCGCCGCCUCCUCCUCCGCGGCGCGCGCGCACGCGCACCACGCACAACAACAGAAGAACAAGUACGUGAGAACGCUAUGGCACCGGCUGCCUUCGGACUCGGGUCACCUCGCGUUCAACGAAGGUGAGAGACUGCGACUCAUCCUGGAAGUGGACGACCAGUACCUGCUGUGUUGUCGCGGAGAGCAGAAGGGCUUGGUGCCGCGCGAUGCUGUGCUUUUAGAGGAUUUCUGAUACUGGCAGGGGUAGCCCGCCUGGCAGCCGCACUGGCGUCCGCUGGUCGCGACACACGCGCGUCCCUGAGCCGGCGUCCGCCGCGGCUGUCGGCUUAAGAAGCAAACGAACUCUUCAACUAAAAUAAUAUGUACUUUUCUGCGGUGAUUAAAGUGAAACGGAAGUGGUGUGCAAUAGAUAGGUGAAUUCCGCGUGAACAGUUACUGAGAAUGGACGUUGUGCGAUUGAGAUGAACAUUGUACAUAAUAUUUAUGCGAUGCGGAAAGAUUCAUGGCUGUACGUAUUAGUCUUCUGAGGUUCUUGAAAGAUUUUCUAGUAUUUAAUUUUUAUGUUACCCGAAUCGAAAAUAUUUCAUCCAAUUCAAAGCUCCGGCCUUUGAUCGGGGAUUCCCGGGACUGCGAUUUCGACUAUAUUUACCUACUUUUUUUUUAGCUAAUUAUGGCACUGAUUUUUCUUUUUAUCCUUGUGACAUUUAUAAUUUUGAUGUAAAUCUCCUUGACUGAGUUAAGGAUUUUUAUAGAAUGAUUAAGUAUAUUGACUGAUAACAGGACCCGUCGCGGCAAUCCCUGCUCAACGGCUAAACUUGACAUCACUAGAAUUUUCGCACAUUUCUAAUUUUGUAGUAAAAUCUAGUCUUACGUUUUAAGGCACGACAUUGUGUCGGACUGUACAUAGAUCGUUGUAAGCGACACUAGUUGCCGGAGCGUUGGCUGCGGGUGCGGGUAGAUCAUGGCAUUUAGGAAUUUAUUUUAUGACGCUCGCAGUUAACGUUCCCGCGAUGGGAUGUGAUAUAGAUAAUUACAUUUUACUCUAAGGACAAAAUCUCGUACUUUAAGAACAAACUCCAGUUUACGCUAAAUCGAAUCGAAGCUUGCUCCCUCUGAGAAGGACGCUUGAUUUAAAAAAACAUUUAGAUAAAUUUAUGGGAAUUGAUGUCUAAAUAUAUCGGUAAUUUUAUCGUAAUAAGUAUUUAACGGUUUAUAGUACGUGUCUAUAUUAUGUACAUAAAACUUGUAUUCCUACCAAUUGGGUUCAAGGGUUAAGAGUCAAACGUUUCCGUUAUCCUCAUUCGUUAAGCCUUAGACACCUUGGGUACCAAGUUAUAAUCAGACUGAUAUCACAGACAUAACUUCUGUACAGUAUUAAUAGCAUGCAGCCUCUCCAUUUUACCAUCCUAUCGGGUUUGUGGUAUUCUGUAUCAAGAUUUCUCUAUUCUGUACUUUCUGUAUACCCACGUAUUGUUGGUACAUAAUCGUAGGAAGCGUUAACACGGUCGAGGUACUAAUCGCAUGGCCUUCAUCCAGUCUCCUUUCCUACGUCUUUCUACGUCAUGUACUUAGCGAAUGUUCUCGGUGUUGGAUACUAACUUCUCGGCAAACUGACCGCAUGCGCCCCUCCGCAGUCUUUAUCCUUUAACGCCAACACUACAGUGGAGCGUCUGUAAUCUGUAUCGAUCUCAAUAGGAAAUCACUUUCUAACCCAAUAGAACCUUCCUCUAGAACUUCGCUUUACGCUAAGUGUUACCCGUAUUGUGAUAAUCAAUCAUAUCACCGCUUUACGCCGGGAAACGGUAACGAAUAGAAAAUGAUAUUUUUGGUAAGUGUUUAUUUGUAUUGCUCAAGACGUCGAACGAUUUAUUAGGUGUUGUAUUAAUCGAAAGCAUAAUACUCUAAUGUAAUCGUAUUAUACUCGUGUUUUAAUGGCAAUAUUCGUUUUAUCGUUGUGUAAAGUGUGUAAAUAAAUAAACUUAAAAAUUGGUCGUAGU
This is a messenger RNA of Maniola jurtina (meadow brown), 7690 nucleotides long. RefSeq lists its product as uncharacterized. Gene Ontology annotation, cellular component: cytoplasmic vesicle. The record is from RefSeq and is a predicted model, not a curated record. The coding region runs from base 448 to 5925 and encodes 1825 amino acids. Gene Ontology annotation, molecular function: protein binding. NCBI's taxonomy places the organism in Eukaryota, Metazoa, Arthropoda, Insecta, Lepidoptera, Nymphalidae. The transcript has 19 exons.